AUGGAUCAUAAUUUAGGUGACUCUUUAAAUUUGGAUAGUGCUAUGGGAGUGGAUUUUGAACAUACAGAAGAUACAGUAACCAGUCAAACAGAUAUAACUUUGGAAGAUAGUGGCCAUGGGGGUGGAAUUCCUAUGGAGUUUGAGCACAUUGAAGAACAGCCUAUAUUAAUGGAUACUGGUAGUGAAGAAAUCAUUGAUUUUAUGGGGGAGCAGUUUACACUACAGGAGUACACAGAGCAUGAAGAUCAAAAUACUGUUUUGUCUACAACUGGGGAUUCAAAUCAAAGUACUACUAUUACAUCCCAAGCAGACACUAUUAUAGAAAUUGAAACCAAACCGCAAAGAACAAAAGAAGAUUAUACAUUACCUAAGAUAGUUACAGUAAAGACAGCAUUGUCACCAAAUCUUAUUGGAGAGGUUAAAAAAAGUGAACCUGAAGUCUACACAUCAGCACCACGUCAAGUUGCUAUAGCUCCAAAACCUCCAGUUCUCGUUCAAACGUCUAAAGCAUAUGUAUCAGGCAAACAAUUUGCUAUUGCACCAAAACCUGUGUCAUUAAUCACAAAUAAAAGCAAUAGUUUUCUUAAGAAAGUUACUCUCGCUAGUGUCAUGCAGGGAAAUGCCAAAGGAAAUACAGUUUUGACACAAAUUGGUAAACAGCUUGUUAUGAUGCCUGUGGCCAGCGCUCAAAAAUUGAAGCUAGUAUCUACUGGUUCAGGUGUUUCUACUGGGUCGGGAGUGCCUACUGUGCAGUAUAUACGAGCUAAUGCAGGAGAUAAGGGUCAACUUAUCCAGGCCAAAAACAUUAGUAUUCAGCCCAAUAAACCAAUAAUGACGAAAGUAAUAGUUCAAGGACAAGCAAAUGUUGAAGUGAAUGGUCAACAAACUGUCAUAACAAAAGUCACGCCUGUAUCUAGCACCAAAUCCCCAACCCGUUAUGUUACAAUGCAACAGAAAACUGUGCCUUUGAACCUUGGCAAUAAGGUUUUACUAAGUUCUCCAACAAAAUCGGGAGUAAAAUUUGCGAAAAAACAACAAAUAAUAGCUUUCAAAUCACCAGAAAAAGUUUCACAAGCCAAUCAAGGACCAACCACAAAGAAAGUAGUAAUAACGUCGAAUCCAUCUCAAAAUGUCAUAUUAAAGACCACUGCACCGCCUAAGACAGCACAAAUUAUUAAAGAUGGUAACAUUGUUGUUGACGGGCAACGCACGCAAUUGCAUCAAAUAAAUGUACCUGGUAAAGGCAUCCAGUAUAUCAGACUAAUCACAAAUUCAGCAUCAGCAUCGACAAAGCCCAAAAUUCAGCCACAAACAGUCAAUGUACCAUCCAAAACAUUUGUGUUGACUGACAAUAAGGGUAAUUUGAUCCAGAUGUCAGCAGAAAAGGUCAGCACGGGUCAGCCACCACCUUUAGUAGUAACAGGAAAUACAACUACUCUUAAUAAAUUGACCGUAAAGCCACAACAGAAGUUGGUGAAGAUAGCACCUUUAGUUCCUAAAUCAGCGCAAUCCAUAAUGACAAGCAGGUCGUCGCAGAGUCUUCUAGCGCCACUAUCGCCAAUGUCUGAAGUACAGCAAAGUGCCACUUCGGACUUAGUGUCUAAGGAAACCGAAGAGAUGGAUUCAAAAGCGGCGUUACGGGCUCUCGUGGCCGAAGUGAUGCGGGACGAAGAGCAGAGCGAUACACAGACAGACACUCAGCCAGAUGACGAACAGACGGACACGCGGGACAUGAUUGUCUCUGUUGAUGAGGUUGAAGUGGAAUUCAAACGGGAUUGCUACUCAGAUGGCGAUGAAAAGAAUGAUAGCAUGGACCAACAUGACUCGAGUGGUAGAUCAGAAGAGCAUUCACUGAUUGUCAUCCCUUCAAACUAUUUAAAAGAGACUAAUACCAUGAAUUUGAAUGACAACCAAUCUGCACAUGAGGACUCGCAAAAAAUGAAUAGCUUGUUAAGUGUUGAUGCAGAUUUACUAAAUGCAUAUCAGUCACCAAGAACACCGCAAGCUACUUCUGAAACAGAAAUGGUGUCCACAGAACUUGGCUUAAGGCCAAGAAAGGCAUGCAACUGUACAAAGUCUCAGUGCCUUAAAUUAUAUUGUGACUGCUUUGCAAAUGGGGAGUUUUGCAAUCGAUGUAACUGCAACAACUGUCAUAAUAACUUGGAAAAUGAAGAGCUGAGGCAAAAAGCUAUCAGGGGAUGUCUUGAUAGAAAUCCUAACGCCUUUAGGCCCAAAAUUGGCAAAGCCAAAAUUGGAGGUCCAGAAAUAGUUCGGAGACACAAUAAGGGCUGUAAUUGUAAACGAAGUGGCUGUCUCAAAAACUACUGUGAAUGUUACGAGGCAAAAAUAGCGUGCACGUCGAUAUGCAAAUGUGUCGGCUGCCGCAACGUGGAGGAGACGCUAGAGAGAUCGCGGCGCCGCGACCCCCCGCCCCCCGCCGUCACCAACCCGCUGUACCGGCCGCCGCCGCCGCAACAACUCAAGCAGCCGUGCAGUUUCAUGACGACGGAGGUGAUCGAGGCGGUGUGCCAGUGCCUACUGGCGGCGGGUGGAGAGGGGCGUGAGGAGGCGGGAGGGGACGGCCGCGCUGAAAUGGGGGUCGACCCCACGCGUGACGUCAUUGAAGAGUUCGCACGUUGUCUGCAGGACAUCAUCAGCGCUGCGCAACAUUCCUCGCCCUUGACGCUGCUUGAUGAGAGCCCUGCGUGA
Molecule: messenger RNA, 2709 nt
Organism: Parnassius mnemosyne (clouded apollo)
Lineage: Eukaryota; Metazoa; Arthropoda; Insecta; Lepidoptera; Papilionidae
Source: the annotation of a GenBank genome assembly